Messenger RNA from Callithrix jacchus (white-tufted-ear marmoset), 6428 nucleotides. It is a transcript of the gene FLVCR2, whose product is annotated as FLVCR choline and putative heme transporter 2. Gene Ontology annotation, cellular component: membrane. Gene Ontology annotation, molecular function: heme binding; heme transmembrane transporter activity. Gene Ontology annotation, biological process: heme export; transmembrane transport. NCBI's taxonomy places the organism in Eukaryota, Metazoa, Chordata, Mammalia, Primates, Cebidae. The record is from RefSeq and is a predicted model, not a curated record.
CUGUGUUUGUGGAUUGGAAGACUUAAUGCUAAGAUGUCAAUACUCUCUAAAACGAUAUCUAGAUUUAAUGUAAUUCCUGUCAAAAAUCCCAUUAAUGAUUUUCAUGGAAAUAGAAAAAUCCUUACCCUAAAAUUCAUAUGGAAUUUCAGGGAAGCCUGAAUAGCCACAACCAUCUUGAAAAAGAACAGCAUCAGAGAGCUCACACUUCCUGAUUUCAGAAUUUAUUACAAAGCUACGGUAAUGAAGACAAUGUUGUACUGGGCAUAAAGACAGCCAUACAGACCAGUGACAUAGAGAAAAGAGUCCAGAAAUAAACCCUUGUGUAUACGGCCAGAUGAUUUCCAACAAGGGUGUCAAGACCAUUCAAUGAGGAAAAGACAAUCUUUUCAAUAAGGGGUGCUGGGAAAACUGGAUAACCAUAUGAAAUUGGACCCUCGCAUUGUCAGAGGCAUUUGAACAAGAGCAACUCCAUCUUGAAUAGGGGCUGGGUAAAAUGAGACUGUCACCUGCUGGGCUGCAUUCCCAGGAGGUUAGGCAUUCUAAGUCACAGGAUGAGAUAGGAGGUUGGCACAAGGUACCAAAGACCUUGCUGAUAAAAGGAGGCAGCAAAGAAGCCUGCCAAACCCACUAAAACCAAAACAGUGAUUAAAGUGAUCUCUGGAGUGGGUAAGGGGUUGGGGUUGCACAUUUCCCCCAUUCCAAUCCCUGAUUUUUCUGAUGACCAGCCCCUCCUGAGGCCACCUAGGAGGUCUACCUAUGUUGCCUCAUUAGCAUAAAGUUUGGUGUCAUGGAAAGGGGACCCUUAGAAAAUAAUGAGAUAUUCCCAUCACUCAGGAAAUUCCAGGGUUUUUAUAGCUCUGUGCCAAGAACAGAAGACAAAGACCAAAUACUAUUUUUAUUAUACCUCAGUUACCUGGAGUAGUCAAAUUAAUAGAAACAGAAAGUAGAAUGGUGAUUGUCAGAAGCUGGGGGAAAGAGAGAAUGGUGAGUUACUGUUUAACAGGUACAGUGUCACAUUGGGAAGAUGAAAAAAGUUUUAGAAAUGGAUGGAGGUGACGGUUGCACAAUAAUAUGAAUGUACUUAAUGUUGCGGAACUAUACAGUUAAAAAUUGUUUAAAAGUCAACAAUUGUGUAUAUUUAGCCACCACUAAGCGAACAAACAAAAGACAUCCUGCUUUUGAGGUGUUCCCUUCUAGCUGGAAUCCCUGCUCACCUCCUGCUGCCAUCCACAUCAGCCUUUAGGCUCUAAAGAAUGCAUUCCCUAGCCUGUGUACUUGCUGGGUCUAUUCCAACACUGGCUUUGGUUUUCUGGUGGUUUGCAUAUUUCUCCCUCUUCUUUGUCCUUCUCUUGUCCACCUCCCCUCCAUCUCCACUUCUUCUUCCUACUAAAUGGCAAACUUCCCAGAGGGCCAGAACCUGGGCUGAUGAUAGGCAGAGAAUUUCUAGACAGAAAGGGUAGGGUCCCUGACAAGGGUCCCACCCUCAAGCCUGAAACCUCAGCCCAAAGUGAGAACUUUACAUCCCCGUUUUCUGGCUCAAAUGUUGCCUUUCCAAAACCACCCCUGCUCCCCCGCCCUCCACCAUCCUGUACCCAUAAAAACCCCAGGCUCUACUGACAGAGAGCAGAGAGGGAGAGAAGCAGUAGCCAGACAUCAGAGAGCAGAAGCGUUACUUUAGAGAAACAGCUUGAUAGUGGGACUUUGGAGAAGAGUCCAGCUGGGGACAGCCAGACUUCAGGGGAAGAACACCUUCCUGCUCCCUCUGCUUUCCAGCUCCCCUUCCCACUGAGAGCCACUUCUAUCAGCAAUAAAAUCUCCUGAUUUACUAUCCUUCAAUUCAUUUGUGCCAUCUGAUUUUUUCCUGGACGCCAGACAAUAGCUCAGGAUACAGAGAGCUGUCAUACUGGCUGUACUGGCUCUCUGCCCUCAUGAAAAGGCGUAGCGUCCACUGAGCUGUUAAACAUUUAAGCUAAAUGAGUGCAAUAUAAAAAACACCCUCUGGGGCUUUGGGGUCACAGGUACCCCCCGCUAGAUGCUGCCGGAGUUUUGCUCCUGCUGGUAGGUACCCCAAAGCGCUAACUCCAGGCCCUGUACCUGCUUGCCUGUGUGCUCCUGGUUCCUCAAGGGGCUGAGAGCUGCGGGCUAAGUGAGACACCCCUGUUACGAAGCCCACAAAGGGGUCAAGGAAAAUUUCCUGUUUCACUGACACAUCUGUCCUGUGUCUCAGAGCAAGGCCCUGGGCACAACAGCUGCUUGCAGAUGGAUGGGCAAAUUAACAGGUUUUCACUUCCUGAAAGGAAUUAAGAUGACCAGUUAACUGAGAGUUCAGGUGGUUGGAGGAGAAGAUUCUGCUGCCUGGGUUGUCUUCUUGAUGUGACUGGUUCUUAUUCCUUAUGUGGAAAAAGGUACUGAAUCCUUACUGCGUGGCUUGGACUGUGCCAGACCUAGGGUACUGAGAACACUGUCGCUGAGUCUGCUGUGUACCCUUUGAUGAGUGUCAUCACUUUCAUAGGUUUUGGCUUCAUUGGUCAAAUAGCAAUUAUACUGGCUACUGCAGAAGGUGCCGGAAAGGAUUAGAUGAGACAAUACAUGGAGAGCAUUCAGAUGGUAGUUUCUCAGAUAAGAAGUGCUAAAUGAGGUCAGGCGAGAUGGCACAUGCCUGUAAUCACAGCACUUUGGGAAGCCAAACGGGAGGAUUGUUUGAGCCCAGGAGUUCAAGACCAGCCUGGGAAACAUAGUAAGAUCACUAUCUUUACUAAAAAAAAAAAAAAGUACUAAAUAAAGAACAGAUGUUCUCAGUACCAUCAUCAAUAAGAGUAAUUGCCUCUGUCUUCUGUUGGCUCUGGAUCUAGAAAGAGAGGCCAGCACUGAAGUCUCUCCUAACACUACCAGACAUUGUCCCAGUGUAGGCGCAGUGUGGACAAGCAGGGCAGCUUCCUCAAGGUGAAGGCUGAGCUGAAUCUUAAUGAGUAAAGUGACCAGGAGUUGGUACAGAGGGGAGGCUGGGCCAUGGAGGUUUCCCAGUACUAUCCUGAUGGGGACUUGCCCCUCUUGAGAGCUACUUAAACUAAAAGCAAUACAGGUGCAGGAAAUUGGUGUCAUAUUCCCAGAGUGCGGUGAUGAAGACUUUGGAGACUCUGGGAUGACACAGAUACUCAGUGGGUCAACCCCUGUGCCUGUGCCUGAGACCUGAGUCUCACAAACCUGAGACUGAAGGAAUCGGGGUGCCUGAUAAUGGGAGGCUUAUCAGGUGUUCACAGCUAUUUUCCACCGCCUGGUUCUUGAUCUUUUUUCAACAAUGCUGUUAACAGGAUGUCCUUCCCCUGACUUCAACUCCCCUGAAGCCUCAACAUCAAACAGCCCUGUGUGGAUUGCAGGAUGUAGGUUGGAGUCCUAUCAAGGAUUAUUAAAAAUAAAUAAAACAAACCACACUCACACACACACACACACACACACACACUUAAGGUGAAGGUGAUAGUUGUUGUUUCCUCUUCUUUCUUUCUUUCUUGACCUCCUGACUUCUACCUAGCACCAUUCCCAAGUUAACCCAGUGGAAUAUCUCCCCUCCCUCGAUCUGCAGAGCUAAGGGCCUUUUUCUUUGGUGAGUCAUUCAUAGUUGGAGGGGGGCACCCUGCAAGCUCUGGCGGCCCAGCCAGACACUUCUGCUUUCUGACCUGAUUACAGGCAUCUUUCCUUUUUCAUACUGUGCAAAAAGUUGAGCUCAGCCUCUCACCCCAACACAAUUCAAGACGCAGCCUCGUCCCAGCAUGAGGGCAGAUAACAGGAGCACCAUCUGUGUUUGUAGAAGCUGGAGCUGGGAGCUUGGAAUUGCGAUUGGGUUCUUGGUCCCUCCUGUUUUGGUACCCAACAUCGAAGACCAGGACAAGCUUGCCUACCACAUCAGCAUCAUGUUCUAUAUAAUAGGAGGUGUGGCCACUCUCCUCCUCAUCCUUGUCAUCAUUGUGUUCAAGGAGAAGCCUAAAUAUCCCCCCAGCAGGGCCCAAUCCCUGAGCUAUGCCUUGGCCUCUCCUGAUGCCUCGUACUUAAGUUCCAUCGUCCGGCUCUUCAAAAACCUCAACUUUGUGCUGCUCGUCAUCACCUACGGUCUGAAUGCUGGUGCUUUUUAUGCCUUGUCCACUCUGCUGAAUCGCAUGGUCAUCCGGCACUACCCGGGGGAAGAAGUGAAUGCUGGAAGAAUUGGCCUGACCAUCGUCAUUGCAGGAAUGCUUGGGGCUGUGCUCUCAGGAAUCUGGCUGGAUAGGUCCAAAACCUACAAGGAGACAACCCUGGUAGUCUAUAUCAUGACUCUAGUGGGCAUGUUGGUAUACACGUUUACCUUGAACCUGGGAUACCUGUGGGUAGUGUUCAUCACUGCUGGCACAAUGGGCUUCUUUAUGACUGGCUAUCUCCCGCUGGGAUUUGAGUUUGCCGUGGAGCUCACGUACCCAGAAUCAGAAGGCAUCUCCUCUGGCCUCCUCAACAUAUCUGCACAGGUAUUUGGGAUCAUUUUCACCAUCUCCCAGGGCCAGAUUAUUGACAACUAUGGAACCAAACCUGGGAACAUCUUCCUGUGUCUGUUCCUAGCUCUUGGAUCAGCCCUCACUGCAUUCAUUAAGGCAGAUCUCCGGAGACAGAAAGCAAACAAAGAAACUCCUGAGAAUAAACUCCAGGAAGAGGAGGAAGAGAGCAACAGCAGCAAACUGCCCACUGCUGUGUCAGAGGAUCAUCUCUGAGAGGAAGGUGGUGACAACUCAGGGAACAUGAACACCCCACCUUUUCCUUCAGCACAGCUCUCACCGCCAGCACAAAGCGCUUCGCUAGAGAAGUUUUUGGAGGGAACCAGCAGGACUAUCUGUGGCUUGGAUGGCCUAUUCCGCCUAGAACCCAUGUAAGAGCUUGGAUGAUUUACUUGGAGAAAAUUGCAUUUUUCACCAAAUGCAAAUUGGAUUCCCACCUCCACCCACUUAAGGUUAUGGGAGUUGGUGUUGGGACAGGCUGGCAGAGAAUAGUGGAGUCAAUCCCAGCUUGGUCUCUUGCCUUCCCUCUUUUUCUCCAUCCUUCAUGGACAAUGCCUGCAAAAUUAUCAUAGGAAGAGGGCUUAUUCAGAAUAUUAACUUGAAAUUUCCAGUGUCCUAAGAGCCUCUCAUGAAGCCCAGUUGUAAGAAGGGGCAAGCUGCUCUGCCAGGGGUCAUCUCCUGGGUCACUGGACUGACUGCUGAGUUCUAGAGGAAGCACCACUAGAACAACUCCAUCAGAACAGCUCCAUCAGGACUUGUGGGCCUAAAUUCUCCUGGCCUAACAGGGUCUGUCUCCAAACCCUUUUUCCUAAGAGCUGAGCAAACCAAACAUUAAUAAACGUGACAAAGGACUUUGUUGUGGCCAUGAUGGAGACACCUACUUGGGAGGGCUACUACCUAGGUGUGAUCGUUCUGGGGGCUACCUGCUGAGUGUAUUUGUGGAGGCCCACGUUUGGAAGCUCUGUUAGCUUGAGUUGGGAAUGGGAAGGUUCUUUUUUACAGACGUAUUUCCCCAGGGACUUCUGUGUGUCACAUCACCUCUGAUGCCUUUAUCUCAAUGCUGUGUUGGGAAUCUCAGCCAUCAGCCCAAGUGCUUGUUUUAUUCCAAGGCAGGGUAAUCCCAGCCAACUUACUCUAAACUUUACUAAAAACUAAUCUUGAUUCAUUCCACUCUGACCAAUCCAAAGUUGAUUCUGAGAGAUAAGAGGGAAGGGGUAGAAGGAAAGGUGGUGCCCCCUUGAAAUGGGAAUUGAGUCUGAUAGAAUUAAAAGCUUAUCUCACCUCUGCUGGGGACAGUAUUUGUGCCACCAACCCCUAUCCCACCUGCUUUGAGUAAUAAUCUUUAUCAGACGUUCUAAACUUAAAGGGAUUCUCUUUAAAUCAACUCAAGUUGAUCUCCUUUUCUAUCUAGCCUGCUGUCUGGCUGUGCUCAUUGGCUUUCGUAAUACCUCCUAAAAAUGAGAUUUUGGUAACUUCUCCUAUGCAUUGGGCAGUUGCGAUCAUGACCACUGUGCUGUCUUGCUCCAGCCACUGCCCUGGCCUCAGUGUAUCUGGGCAGCCUGACCUGGCUGUAGUACUUCAGUGCCUGGGCCACUGCCUGAGAGGAGCCAGGUUUGUGUAUGUCUCUGUGUGUGUGUGUGUGUGUGUGUUUGUAGAGAUUUAAGCAAUGGAUGCAAGGAAUGUGCUGUAUGUAAUAGAAGAAAGAAGUUCAUGCUUUUGGUAGAAGUAGUGAAUUAGUAUGGAAGAGAGGUGAGGGUGUACUUUACUUUUUGAUAAGGAGAAAGAUGUUUACUCAUCAACCCUUCAAAAUGUAUUAACAAAAUGUUUACCAAACCUAUUGCUUUAUUUUAAAAACAUAAUUUGUAUUUUCUAUUUUUAAGAUCGGACGUUUCAAGGCAAUAAAAAGUUCUC